AUGAUGGAGAAUCGGAGCCUCAAAACAGAACUCGGAGUUCAUGAGAGUUACCAGAAGUUGAUUAUGAUGAAUCCAGCUCUUGGUUAUCCUUUCAAAUUUUUAUCAACGUAUGUGCGGAACAAAUCUACAACAAGAAGAAAUGUCUAA
Sclerotinia sclerotiorum 1980 UF-70 is the source of this 147-nucleotide messenger RNA. RefSeq lists its product with no specific name. The transcript has 2 exons. Bases 1 to 147 code for a protein of 48 amino acids. Lineage: Eukaryota; Fungi; Ascomycota; Leotiomycetes; Helotiales; Sclerotiniaceae. The record is from RefSeq and is a predicted model, not a curated record.